Messenger RNA from Ylistrum balloti, 13740 nucleotides. Its product is annotated as mucin-2-like. The coding region runs from base 1 to 13740 and encodes 4579 amino acids. Gene Ontology annotation, cellular component: extracellular matrix. The transcript has 56 exons. The record is from RefSeq and is a predicted model, not a curated record. Lineage: Eukaryota; Metazoa; Mollusca; Bivalvia; Pectinida; Pectinidae. Gene Ontology annotation, molecular function: protein binding.
AUGAAAGCACGCUACGGAGGAAACCAGAGCACCAUGGGAAAACUCCAAGACCUGUUCAUCUCUUCGCAGGAAUCCAACCCUGGAUAUCUAUAUGAAAAGCGAGCGCGCUAUCACUUAACCAUACGACCACCAAUGGAAAAUAUCUGUAUGGUCGACGUGACGAAAACUAAUCAAACAGAAGCUCCAUGUAAAGACUAUCUAGAUUUGAUACUUCUUGAUUCCCGAUACACGUUGCUGAUGAAGGAAAGUUUUACCACACAAGAGGAAUAUGACAACCGACUAAAUAUAUUAAUGGCAAUUUGUGAGCCUCCAUGUUCCAACAAUGGCAGAUGCACUAGCCCUCACGUGUGUACCUGUCAGCCGGGUUUCACUGGAACAUUCUGUGAUGAGAUCCAGUUAGACGUGGACGCAGUUAAACAAUACUGUUACACUAGCCCCUACUGCCAUGGCGAGAAAGCGACAGAAUUCGCUAAUCAACUAACAUACGAAGACGAAUGCUGUAAAGGUGGUGGUGCUGGCUGGGGAGCUAGUGGUGGCAAAUGUGAAGACUGUUCUGUUAUUUAUGGCGGAGAGGGAGUUGUUGAACAGACAAAGGACGUUGGCUUCAGAACAUGCCUUAACUGUGGGAUCAGCUACUACAGAACAUUCGAUGGUCGCGAAUAUCAGUUCCCAGGGAAUUGUAAAUAUACUCUUGCCGCCGACAUUCAAGGCAAAUGGCAGGUUGAUGUUGAACCUAUCAACUGCGAUAAUUUUGAAACCUGCAGAAAGGAAGUCGUAAUUUUUGUUGCAUCUGGCGAAAAAGUAUCCGUGAAGAGCGGAGAGGUUUACGUAGACGGCGACAAAUUUGAAGUCACUACUGAAGCCAAAAGCACAAAUGGAAAUACGUACGAUAUUCUAAAGAAGGGCGACUGGAUAAUGAUUACAACGGCGAACAAUAAUCUAAGACUGAAAGUAGAUUACUUUUCAACACUGUAUCUCACACUUGACGACAGUCUCCAUGGAACUGCAAGUGGGCUCUGUGGAAAUUUCAACGACGACUUUAAAGAUGAUCUAAGAACAAAAGCCGGUGAUCUUACGACAAAUCCGUCUAAUUUUGGAAAUUCAUGGAGAACAGACAGCUCGUGCUCACCAACAGGACCAAUUGUCGAUAACUGUCACGACCUUGCUAUGAAAUCAGAAGCCAUGGAAGCCUGUGGCAUAUUAAGAACAGGUCUUUUUAGAGAUUGCAGGGCUAAGAUUAGCUAUGUCACCUGGUACCAGAUGUGUGUAAAUGAGUACUGUAAAGCAGACGCAGAUAAAAAGGAAAAUGUGCGAUGUUAUCAUGUAGGCGCAUUCGCCCAUGAAUGUGCCCAAGUAAACAUAAUCGUCUCCUGGAGGAGCAGAGAUGUUUGCGCUCCAUCGUGUCCCGACGGUCUCGUAUAUAAUGAGUGCAGUUCGCCUUGUCCCCGAUCAUGCUCCAAUAUAUUUGCUGAUCUGUCAGAAAGUUGCUCAACCAAAGGACCAUGCGUAUCUGGAUGCGAAUGUCCCGUUGGUACUAUCUUACAGGAUGGCAAAUGUGUGUCGCCCGACGAAUGCAAAUGUAACUACAACAAGGAAUACUAUUCGCCAGGGGAUGUAAUAAAGAGAGAUUGCAACGAAUGUGAAUGCGAAAAAGGGGUAUGGAUAUGUACAGAGGAACGAUGUUCGAGCACGGCUAGAAUUUUCGGCGUGACGCAUAUAGAAACGUUUGAUGGCCAAGAAUACGACCUGGACCCGAACGUCGCAAAAUACGUUUUAGUUGAGCGCAGUGACGAGACUGAAGAAGACUCUCGCUCAGACCUUACAGUUGAGAUGUCCUUCGACAGCUGUCCUGUGAUUGAUUCGUCAUACAACCGAAAUUGUCUGUCGGCUGUUCACAUCAAGUACAAAAGCACGCACAUAACACUUAGAGGAACUGAAGUAUUAAUCAACGGUGAAGUUAUUCAUGGAAACAGCUUCUACUAUUUCCAUUCCCAAGACGUUUACAUCAAGCAGGCUACAAAUUUAUACAUAAUGGUGAAAGGAUUCGGAUUCCAGCUCCUGUAUGACCAAUCUAGAGCGGUUUAUUUAACACUCGAUCGGUUUUACAUGCACAAGGUUCGCGGGUUAUUCGGAACAUACAACGACAACAAGAAAGAUGAUUAUAUGGCGAGAAAUGAUUACCCCGCGGCUGAGCCCCAUCUGUUUGCACAUGACUACAGCGACAGUGUCAAUUCUCCAAAACAAUACACUCGAAUUCAUCAGUCCUCAGCGUUGGCAGAAGAGGCGGCUAAACUCUGUGAGCUUCUUAGCACGCACGAGGUCUUUUCUAUGUGCCUAGGACGUAUUGAUGUAAAGUAUUAUAUAUCCAAAUGUGAAGAUGACUACAUUUCAAGUAGUGUUGAGGGUCGUGACAAAGUGUUUUGUGAUGUAACAGCUGCUAUGGCGAUGGAAUGUGCGAAUAUAGGCAAAAAUUACAUUGCCGCUUGGACGGAAGCCACUGAAUGGAAAACUAGAUGCAUGUCAUAUUCACGGUGUACAUAUGGAGGGUCCUAUACCGAAUGUGCUUCCAUAUGCAACGGGAGAUGUCGCGAUACACAGAUGUCAGAUAUGACCUGUCAAGAAAUCUGUGUUCCUGGAUGUCAGUGUCCAGACGGGCAACUGUACAACGGUGAUGGACAAGGGGCUUGCGUAACCAUUGACCAAUGCACAUGUUUUAACCACUAUGACGGCAGCUAUGUUGAGCCAAACACGAGUACACGACAGGGAUGUACAAAUUGUACUUGCGUAAACGCAGCUUGGUCAUGUGACAAUGAGAACUGCGACGAAGACAUUGUUUGCCCGAAAACUCAAAUAUAUAAAAAGUCCAUCACCGGCUGCGAACCAACUUGUGAUACAAUUGAUCGGACUAUCGCAUGCUCCUCUGCAAUUACAUACGAUGGAUGCGGAUGUCCUGAAAAUACAUACAAAACUCACGACGGACGAUGCGUCAAGAAAAACUUGUGUCCAUGCACUCGAGGAGGAGAAUAUUUUGAACCAAACGCAAUGUUUAAUGAUGCUUGCAAAUCAUAUCGCUGUGUAGACAGGCAUUGGUUGAAAGUUAGUGAAACUGAUUGCCCAGGUGUGUGCUGGGCCUCGGGAGAUCCUCAUUACCAGACGUUUGAUGAUGUUCAUUACUCAUUCCAAGGAAAAUGCGAGUACACACUUGUACGGGACAAUAAUGCUCUCAACCGAGAAUUUGAAAUCAGUACCACUAAUGUUGAAUGUGGAACUACUGGCGUAUCAUGCACAAAAUCGAUCAUCAUCAAAACAGGACAGACCCAGGUUCAACUGAUGCGGGGACAUCCACUUAAAAUUAAUGAUGUGGCUUAUACUGACCGUCUUAUCAACCUUGCAAAUCUUAACAUAACCGUAGAGUUUCCUUGGACAUCUGUCUUUGUGAAUGACUUUUCAGUGCUAUGGGACAAUGGAACACGAGUAUUUAUUUUCCUAAAUUCAAGAUGGAAAGGUCGCGUGGAAGGUCUGUGUGGCAACUUCGAUGGCUUAGACAACAAUGAUUUUCAGGCACAGAGUGGAAUUACAGAUCCCACGGAUAUAAAUGCUUUUGCUAAUUCUUGGAAGAAAGCUACAUAUUGCCCCGAUGUAGAAAGCGAUCGUAACGAGCUGAUACCUUGUUCGGGAGAUAAAGCGAUCCGAAAGACUUGGGCAGAAGAGACUUGUGGAAUUAUUAAAGAAGGGGAUAUGUUCGCUGCCUGCAGGGACAAAGUCAGCAACUACCAAGAUUAUUAUGACGAUUGCCUGUUUGAUGCGUGCAGCUGUGAUAAAGGAGGAGACUGUGAAUGUUUGUGCACAGCCGUUGCGAAUUUUGCAGAAGAAUGCAAUAGAAUGGGUAUUUUUGUGAAAUGGAGAACACCCAGAUUCUGCCCAAUAAUGUGCGAGAAUGGAUUGCGGUAUACUCCAUGCAUGUCUCCCUGUCGUCAGACAUGUAGAAAUAUUGGCAAUGAACCAGAACCAUAUUGCAACAGCACACAAUGCGUCGAAGGUUGUUUCUGUCCAGAGGGAUACAUUCAACACGGUAAAUAUGAUGGUUGCAUUCCGGCUGAUGAAUGUCCAUGUUAUGAAAAUGGAAUUGAACACAUCAGUGGAUCAGUGAUUACUCACGAGUGCAUGAAAUGUACAUGUAUUCGGGGUAAAUUUGAAUGUGAAGGUUACAAUUGCAAGCCGAAAUGUAAACCGGAACAAUUUACUUGUGACGAUGGACAGUGUAUCGGUGAGGUUUAUGUAUGUGAUGGACAUUUUGACUGCAGAGAUGGAUCGGACGAAGCAAAAUGCAAUUGUACCUCAUCGCAAUUUACUUGUCAGAAUGGAGCUUGUAUAGAUAUGAAGGAUAGAUGUGAUGGCUUUAAGGAUUGCGCUGAUUCAUCUGAUGAAUGGUAUUGCAACCAUACAUGUGAGGCUUCAAAAUAUGAGAAAUUCCAAUGCGAUAACGGCGACUGUUUACCUGCGUCGUUUCGAUGUGAUGGCAACUAUGAUUGUCGAACAGACAUAUCAGAUGAAGUGAACUGUACAAAGAAGUGCGAUAUGUUGCAUCACUUUAGAUGCAUUGAAACUGGGAAAUGCAUACCCAAAACUAUGGAAUGUGACGGUCAUGACGAUUGUGGAGAUGGCAAUGAUGAGGCUGAUUGUACAACAACAACCACAAGUGUAACGACAACUGCAAUGCCUACAACGACAACUACUCCAGAGACCACGUCCACUACUACAUCGACAACGACUCUGCCAACAACAACCACCAUGCCGACAACUACAGAGUCAACGACCCCAGAGGGAACUACAUCUACAACAACGGUAACCACUAGCACAACCACACCUACGACUACGCAGAGUACAACAACAGAAUGUGACAUCCAAAUGAUAUCUGAAGACAACACUGUCGAUGUGGUUUCUAACACUAAAGAUGGAAAUGGUAAUGGUCUGGAAGUAGCAUUUGUUCCAAAUUCGGGCGUUCUAAAUCCAUCAAUAACAUAUAUGAUCAAGGCAAUCAAUGAGGAGGUUAAAUUCGUCCGAUUUGCUGCGAAAGUAUGGAACGUGAUGACUAUCAAAGUGUUUGUCCUUGACGAGAACAACAAUGCCGUUGCGCCUAUCAAUCCAAAGCAGGUGUCACUUUCCGGACCAUAUCCAAAGACGGUAGAUGUACCACUGGUCGGUACGAUGGGAGUGAAGGUGAAGGUAGUCCUUGAACCAACCUCCUAUGGCCAACCUAAACUUGAUGAGGUAGUGAUCGAGGCUUGUUACACAUCAGCAACAACAACCACAAGUGUAACGACAACUGCAAUGCCUACAACGACAACUACUCCAGAGACCACGUCCACUACUACAUCGACAACGACUCUGCCAACAACAACGACCAUGCCGACAACUACAGAGUCAACGACCCCAGAGGGAACUACAUCUACAACAACGGUAACCACUAGCACAACCACACCUACGACUACGCAGAGUACAACAACAGAAUGUGACAUCCAAAUGAUAUCUGAAGACAACACUGUCGAUGUGGUUUCUAACACUAAAGAUGGAAAUGGUAAUGGUCUGGAAGUAGCAUUUGUUCCAAAUUCGGGCGUUCUAAAUCCAUCAAUAACAUAUAUGAUCAAGGCAAUCAAUGAGGAGGUUAAAUUCGUCCGAUUUGCUGCGAAAGUAUGGAACGUGAUGACUAUCAAAGUGUUUGUCCUUGACGAGAACAACAAUGCCGUUGCGCCUAUCAAUCCAAAGCAGGUGUCACUUUCCGGACCAUAUCCAAAGACGGUAGAUGUACCACUGGUCGGUACGAUGGGAGUGAAGGUGAAGGUAGUCCUUGAACCAACCUCCUAUGGCCAACCUAAACUUGAUGAGGUAGUGAUCGAGGCUUGUUACACAUCAGCAACAACAACCACAAGUGUAACGACAACUGCAAUGCCUACGACGACAACUACUCCAGAGACCACGUCCACUACUACAUCGACAACGACUCUGCCAACAACAACGACCAUGCCGACAACUACAGAGUCAACGACCCCAGAGGGAACUACAUCUACAACAACGGUAACCACUAGCACAACCACACCUACGACUACGCAGAGUACAACAACAGAAUGUGACAUCCAAAUGAUAUCUGAAGACAACACUGUCGAUGUGGUUUCUAACACUAAAGAUGGAAAUGGUAAUGGUCUGGAAGUAGCAUUUGUUCCAAAUUCGGGCGUUCUAAAUCCAUCAAUAACAUAUAUGAUCAAGGCAAUCAAUGAGGAGGUUAAAUUCGUCCGAUUUGCUGCGAAAGUAUGGAACGUGAUGACUAUCAAAGUGUUUGUUCUUGACGAGAACAACAAUGCCGUUGCGCCUAUCAAUCCAAAGCAGGUGUCACUUUCCGGACCAUAUCCAAAGACGGUAGAUGUACCACUGGUCGGUACGAUGGGAGUGAAGGUGAAGGUAGUCCUUGAACCAACCUCCUAUGGCCAACCUAAACUUGAUGAGGUAGUGAUCGAGGCUUGUUACACAUCAGCAACAACAACCACAAGUGUAACGACAACUGCAAUGCCUACGACGACAACUACUCCAGAGACCACGUCCACUACUACAUCGACAACGACUCUGCCAACAACAACGACCAUGCCGACAACUACAGAGUCAACGACCCCAGAGGGAACUACAUCUACAACAACGGUAACCACUAGCACAACCACACCUACGACUACGCAGAGUACAACAACAGAAUGUGACAUCCAAAUGAUAUCUGAAGACAACACUGUCGAUGUGGUUUCUAACACUAAAGAUGGAAAUGGUAAUGGUCUGGAAGUAGCAUUUGUUCCAAAUUCGGGCGUUCUAAAUCCAUCAAUAACAUAUAUGAUCAAGGCAAUCAAUGAGGAGGUUAAAUUCGUCCGAUUUGCUGCGAAAGUAUGGAACGUGAUGACUAUCAAAGUGUUUGUUCUUGACGAGAACAACAAUGCCGUUGCGCCUAUCAAUCCAAAGCAGGUGUCACUUUCCGGACCAUAUCCAAAGACGGUAGAUGUACCACUGGUCGGUACGAUGGGAGUGAAGGUGAAGGUAGUCCUUGAACCAACCUCCUAUGGCCAACCUAAACUUGAUGGGGUAGUGAUCGAGGCUUGUUACACAUCAGCAACAACAACCACAAGUGUAACGACAACUGCAAUGCCUACGACGACAACUACUCCAGAGACCACGUCCACUACUACAUCGACAACGACUCUGCCAACAACAACGACCAUGCCGACAACUACAGAGUCAACGACCCCAGAGGGAACUACAUCUACAACAACGGUAACCACUAGCACAACCACACCUACGACUACGCAGAGUACAACAACAGGUAUGCAUCCAACAACAACAACCACAAGUGUAACGACAACUGCAAUGCCUACGACGACAACUACUCCAGAGACCACGUCCACUACUACAUCGACAACGACUCUGCCAACAACAACGACCAUGCCGACAACUACAGAGUCAACGACCCCAGAGGGAACUACAUCUACAACAACGGUAACCACUAGCACAACCACACCUACGACUACGCAGACAACAACAACCACAAGUGUAACGACAACUGCAAUGCCUACGACGACAACUACUCCAGAGACCACGUCCACUACUACAUCGACAACGACUCUGCCAACAACAACGACCAUGCCGACAACUACAGAGUCAACGACCCCAGAGGGAACUACAUCUACAACAACGGUAACCACUAGCACAACCACACCUACGACUACGCAGAGUACAACAACAGAAUGUGACAUCCAAAUGAUAUCUGAAGACAACACUGUCGAUGUGGUUUCUAACACUAAAGAUGGAAAUGGUAAUGGUCUGGAAGUAGCAUUUGUUCCAAAUUCGGGCGUUCUAAAUCCAUCAAUAACAUAUAUGAUCAAGGCAAUCAAUGAGGAGGUUAAAUUCGUCCGAUUUGCUGCGAAAGUAUGGAACGUGAUGACUAUCAAAGUGUUUGUUCUUGACGAGAACAACAAUGCCGUUGCGCCUAUCAAUCCAAAGCAGGUGUCACUUUCCGGACCAUAUCCAAAGACGGUAGAUGUACCACUGGUCGGUACGAUGGGAGUGAAGGUGAAGGUAGUCCUUGAACCAACCUCCUAUGGCCAACCUAAACUUGAUGAGGUAGUGAUCGAGGCUUGUUACACAUCAGCAACAACAACCACAAGUGUAACGACAACUGCAAUGCCUACGACGACAACUACUCCAGAGACCACGUCCACUACUACAUCGACAACGACUCUGCCAACAACAACGACCAUGCCGACAACUACAGAGUCAACGACCCCAGAGGGAACUACAUCUACAACAACGGUAACCACUAGCACAACCACACCUACGACUACGCAGAGUACAACAACAGCAACAACAACCACAAGUGUAACGACAACUGCAAUGCCUACGACGACAACUACUCCAGAGACCACGUCCACUACUACAUCGACAACGACUCUGCCAACAACAACGACCAUCACAACCACACCUACGACUACGCAGAGUACAACAACAGAAUGUGACAUCCAAAUGAUAUCUGAAGACAACACUGUCGAUGUGGUUUCUAACACUAAAGAUGGAAAUGGUAAUGGUCUGGAAGUAGCAUUUGUUCCAAAUUCGGGCGUUCUAAAUCCAUCAAUAACAUAUAUGAUCAAGGCAAUCAAUGAGGAGGUUAAAUUCGUCCGAUUUGCUGCGAAAGUAUGGAACGUGAUGACUAUCAAAGUGUUUGUUCUUGACGAGAACAACAAUGCCGUUGCGCCUAUCAAUCCAAAGCAGGUGUCACUUUCCGGACCAUAUCCAAAGACGGUAGAUGUACCACUGGUCGGUACGAUGGGAGUGAAGGUGAAGGUAGUCCUUGAACCAACCUCCUAUGGCCAACCUAAACUUGAUGAGGUAGUGAUCGAGGCUUGUUACACAUCAGCAACAACAACCACAAGUGUAACGACAACUGCAAUGCCUACGACGACAACUACUCCAGAGACCACGUCCACUACUACAUCGACAACGACUCUGCCAACAACAACGACCAUGCCGACAACUACAGAGUCAACGACCCCAGAGGGAACUACAUCUACAACAACGGUAACCACUAGCACAACCACACCUACGACUACGCAGAGUACAACAACAGAGAAUUUAUCUUCGAGCACCGCCUCAACUGUGACAACGUCUUCAACGCCGAUAUCGAAGACAUCCACGCCAUCAGUUUCAACAACAACAACAUCUGCAACGCCUACACCGACAACUUCAGGUACAGCUCUUCCUCCAACAACCAGCUUAACAUCACUGAGGUCUACCUCGACAACAUCAGUAACAACAUUAUCUCCUACAAUAAUUUCUACCACAUCCCCUGCAAAUACGUCCACACCUUCACCUACAACGUCGAGUGUCACUGAACCGAAAACAACCACAUCAGUAUCUUCAACCAAAACAACAUCAGUAACAACAGUUCCUCCUACUACAUUAUCUACCACACUCCCUCCAACUACAACAUCCACACCACCUUCAACAACAUCGAUUGUCACUGAACCGGAAACAACCACGUCGACAACAGCUACCCAAACAACAUCACUAACAACAGUUCCUCCUACAACAACAUCUACCACACAACCUCCAACUACUUCUUCCACACCAUCUCCUACAACAUCGAUUGUCACUGAACCAGAAACAACCACGUCGACAACACCUACCCAAACAACAUCAGUAACAACAGUUCCUCCUACAACAACAUCUACCACACCACCUCCAACUACAACAUCAACACCAUCUCCUACAACAUCGAUUGUCACUGAACAGGAAACAACCACAUCGACAACACCAACCCAAAUAACAUCAAUAACAACAGUUCCUCCUACAACAUCAUCUACCACACCACCUCCAACUACCACAUCUACACCAUCUCCUACAACAUCGAUUGUCACCGAACCGGAAACAACCACAUCGACAACACCUACCCAAACAACAUCAGUAACAACAGUUCCUCCUACAACAACAUCUACCACACCACCUCCAACUACAACAUCCUCACCACCUUCAACAACAUCGAUUGUCACUGAACCAGAAACAACCACGUCGACAACACCUACCCAAACAACAUCCGUAACAACAGUUCCUCCUACAACAACAUCUACCACACCACCUCCAACUACAACAGCCACACCAUCUCCUUCAACGUCAAUUGUCACUGGACCAGAAACAACCACGUCGACAACACCUACCCAAACAACAUCAGUAACCACAUUACGUCCUACAACAACAUCUACCACACCACCUCCAACUACAACAUCCUCACCAUCUCUUACAACAUCGAUUGUCACUGAACCGGAAACAACCACAUCAACAACACCUACCCAAACAACAUCACUAACAACAGUUCCUCCUACAACAACAUCUACCACGCCCCUCCCAACUACAACAUCAACACCAUCUCCUACAACAUCGAUUGUCACUGAACCGAAAACAAGCACAUCGACAACACCUACACAAAUAACAUCAGUAACCACAUUACCUCCUACAACAACAUCUACCACACCACCUCCAACUACCACAUCUACACCAUCUCCUACAACAUCGAUUGUCGCCGAACCCGAAACAACCACAUCGACAACACCUACCCAAACAACAUCACUAACAACAGUUCCUCCUACAACAACAUCUACCACACCACCUCCAACUACAACAUCAACACCAUCUCCUACAACAUCGAUUGUCACCGAACCGGAAACAACCACAUCGACAACACCUACCCAAACAACAUCAAUAAAAACAGUUCCUCCUACAACAACAUCUACCACACCACCUCCAACUAUAUCAUCCACACCAUCUUCUACAACAUCAACUGUCACCGAACCCGAAACAACCACAUCGACAACACCUAUCCAAACAACAUCACUAACAACAGUUCCUCCUACAACAACAUCUACCACGCCCCUUCCAACUACAACAUCAACACCAUCUCCUACAACAUCGAUUGUCACUGAAACGGAAACAACCACAUCGACAACACCUACACAAAUAACAUCAGUAACCACAUUACCUCCUACAGCAACAUCUACCACACCAUCUCCAACUACAACAUCCUCACCAUCUCCUACAACAUCAAUUGUCACUGAACCGGAAACAACCACGUCGACAACACCUUCCCAAAUAACAUCAAUAAAAACAGUUCCACCUACAACAACAUCUACCGCACCACCUCCAACUACCACAUCUACACCAUCUCCUACAACAUCGAUUGUCACCGAACCGGAAACAACCACAUCAACAACACCUACUCAAACAACAUCAGUAACAACAGUUCCUCCUACAACAUCAUCUACCACACCACCUCCAACUACAACAUCUACACCAUCUCCUACAACAUCGAUUGUCACUGAACCGAAAACAACAACAUCGACAACACCUACCCAAACAAUAUCAAUAAAAACAGUUCCUCCUACAACAACAUCUACCACACCACCUCCAACUACCACAUCUACACCAUCUCCUACAACAUCGAUUGUCACUGAACCGGAAACAACCACAUCAACAACACCUACCCAAACAACAUCUGUUACAACAGUUCCUCCUACAACAACAUCUACCACACCACCUCCAACUAUAUCAUCCACACCAUCUCCUACAACAUCAACUGUCACCGAACCCGAAACAACCACGUCGACAACACCUACCCAAACAACAUCACUAACAACAGUUCCUCCUACAACAACAUCUACCACGCCCCCUCCAACUACAACAUCCACACCAUCUCCUACAACAUCGAUUGUCACUGAACCGGAAACAACCACAUCGACAACACCUACCGAAAUAACAUCAGUAACCACAUUACGUCCUACAACAACAUCUACCACACCAUCUCCAACUACAACAUCCUCACCAUCUCCUAAAACAUCAAUUGUCACUGAACCGGAAACAACCACGUCGACAACACCUACCCAAACAACAUCAAUAAAAACAGUUCCUCCAACUACCACAUCUACACCUUCUCCUACAACAUCGAUUGUCACCGAACCGGAAACAACCACAUCGACAACACCUACUCCAACAACAUCAGUAACAACGGUUCCUCCUACAACAACAUCUACCACGACACCUCCAGCUACUUCCACGGCAUCUCCUACAACAUCGAUUGUCACUGAACCAGAAACAACCACAACGACAGCACCUACCCAAACAACAUCAGUAACAACGGUUCCUCAUACAACAACAUCUACCACGCCCCCUCCUACUACAACAUCAACACCAUCUCCUACAACAUCGAUUGUCACCGAACCGGAAACAACCACAUCGACAACACCUACACAAAUAACAUCAGUAACCACAUUACCUCCUACAACAACAUCUACCACACCACCUCCAACUACAACAUCCUCACCAUCUCCUACAACAUCGAUUGUCACUGAACCGGAAACAACCACGUCGACAACACCUACCCAAACAACAUCAGUAAAAACAGUUCCUCCGACAACAACAUCUACCACGCUCCCUCCAACUACAACAUUAACUUCGUCUCCUACAACGUCAAUUGUCACAGAACCGGAAACAACCACGUCGACAACACCUACCCAAACAACAUCAAUAAAAACAGUUCCUCCUACAACAACAUCUACCACGUCACCUCCAACUACCACAUCUACACCUUCUCCUACAACAUCGAUUGUCACUGAACCGGAAACAAGCACAUCGACAACACCUACACAAAUAACAUCAGUAACCACAUUACCCCCAACAACAACAUCUACCACACCACCUCCAACUACAACAUCCUCACCAUCUCCUACAACAUCGAUUGUCACUGAACCGGACACAACCACGUCGACAACACCUACCCAAACAACAUCACUAACAACAGUUCCUCCCACAACAACAUCUACCACACCACCUCCAACUACAACAUCCUCACCAUCUCCUACAACACCGAUUAUCACUGAAGCGGAUACAACCACAUCGACAACUCCUACACCAACAACAACAUUACCUAUUAUAACAACAUCUACCACACCUCCUCCAUCCACAACUACUACACCAUCUGAUACAACGUCUAUCCAUUCUACAGCAUAUUCCACUCGUCAAACAACAGCAAUAUCUUCUACGACAACGUCAACCCCAUCAAUGUCAUCAACGACUAGCAUGACUUCUUUUGCGUCAACAACGUCAGCCACGCCCACACCGACGACAUCUGUCAUUAGUACAACAACACCAACUACCAAUGCUUAUCCUUCCACAGAAUGUGUACAUAGAAUUGUAGAAAAAUACUCCGAUGAUGUGGUCGCUACAUCCAAAGAUGGAAUUGGCGACGGACUGAGUGAAUCAUUUUUACCGUUUGCUGGGCGUUCUCUUCCAACAAUUACGUACACGUUUCAGACUGUUAAUGAUGAUGUGCAGUUUUUUCAGUUUGUCGGACGGGUUUCAAAUUUGAAGUUGGUCCGCCUCUACGUUGUUGAUAGUUUAAAGAAGAUUGUCCGUCCUAUCAAUCCGAUCGAGGUUGACGCUACUGGAGGUUUCCGGAAAAGGAUUGAGGUAAAAUUACUGGGUACACGAGGUGUAGCGUUAAAAGUGGUUUUGUUACCAGCAUCGUAUGGUCAGCCUACGCUUGAUAACGUCCAAUUGGAAGUUUGCUAUGAAACAGGUAAAAAUGUACAGGAUGCACUCAUCCGGUUACCAGCGCGUGGUUUUGGUUACUUUCAAGCCAAUGUCAAAAUUAGUGUUCAGUAUGAUUGA